Messenger RNA from Mollisia scopiformis, 2865 nucleotides. RefSeq lists its product as uncharacterized. NCBI's taxonomy places the organism in Eukaryota, Fungi, Ascomycota, Leotiomycetes, Helotiales, Mollisiaceae. The record is from RefSeq and is a predicted model, not a curated record. The transcript is spliced from 2 exons. Bases 267 to 2726 code for a protein of 819 amino acids.
ACGGCAAUUGCAGCUCCAGGGAGGAGACCGUUGUCGCAUUUGGAUGACGACAACAUGUUCGAAAACAUUGGCAGUAAUCGGUAAGCACAAACUGGUGCGAGGAUGACACUGGACAAGAAAAGGAUACAUCGUCUUCGUUGCGAACUGUACGAAGAAAUUGCUGAUUUUGUGAAAGUGGCAGUGGUGCUUCCAAUACGAAUACUGCUUCUACGACAGACAAUUCUUCCCGGUUGAGUGCGGCUUCGACGGCACCUUCAUCAGCAGAUAUGCAUGGACGUGAGGAGUGGAGAUCUCCACAUGACAAGCCCUUCAACGAUAUUCCUAUGCCUCCAGUGCCCAAAUCGACUGCUGCCUUUAGCCUUAAAAAUGCAGGCCGAACUUUGUCUUGGGGACGAAAUAAGCCGACUCCGCCAUCUCCACCCAAGGAGUCUUCUUCUCCAACCAUUGAAGAAGAACAGCAGAGUGGCAGAUCAAGGGCCGUCACAGCGUCCAGCUACGCAAGUACAGCUACCCCACCAAAGCUUGUGGAUAGAGAUCUCGGGUUGAGCUUGGGUGGAGAUUUCUCAGACAUGUUUUCUGGAUUUGGGAAAAGAAAGAGUGUGGUCAUGGAUGCCGAGAACAAUAGAGCCAUGUCGCAAAGUCCAGACACUUUACCUACAGGACCUGCGAAUCGAUCGUAUACCGCCAACCGACUGAAUCCGCCAUCGGCUCUAAGCAUCGACAGAAAUAGAGAAGUUGAGGCUUCGCCCUAUUCCUGGAGCAGUCAGCAUUCUCGGGAUGGCCUAAUCUCAAGCUCUAGUCCGCCCCCAUUCGCUCCCCGAAACGAAACGCCUCCUCCCCCAGUGCCUCAACACGGCCGAGCUUACAUAGAAUCUCCGAAUAGUUUCGCGAGGCCACGACCAGGCGGUUUGGCUAACAAUGGUUUAAGACGGAGCAGUGCGGUUAUGGAACCUAAGCGUCAAUCUACGUUGGAAUACAACGAAUCUGUAGAUGAGGAUGCCAGGCUUCUGCGAGAGUCUAUAAAUGCGGCUCGACAACUUAAUGAUCCCGGACACAGGGCUCGCGAUAGUUGGCUAGUCCCCUCGACUUCUCCAUAUUCUAAAAUGGACGAGCCGACCACGUAUUCAAGCUGGAGAACUCCUUCCACAGAAACAACCCCACGGGCAAAGAAAGCAGAGCAGAAACCUGACGAGGACAACUUGUUCGAUACGCAAAUUGCUGCCGCCGCCAAUGUUGCCAAUCGUUACCAGAUGAAGAAGUCUUGGACUACACCAGCAACAAAUACUCCACCGCAGAACAAGGUCAUGACGCCUGCACAAUUCGAGCGAUACAAGCAGGAUCAAGAACGACUUAAGAGUGUAGGAGGGCAAUCGAAAGACAAAGAAGAGGAUAACGAAGAUGAGACAUAUGAUGAUGACGAAGAUGAUGCCGAAAAGGCGAAGCAGGCGGCAAAGCAGCGAAGAAAACAAGAAGCACACAUGGCUGUUUAUCGACAGCAGAUGAUGAAAGUAACAGGCGAGGCACCUUCUGCAGCUUCUCGACCCAGUAUGUUUGCGACACAAAGCAGUCCAAACCUCGCAAUGUCAGGAAAGUCAUCCGAAGAGGCCGAAGAGGAGGACGAGGAGGUCCCGUUAGCGAUCUUGCAAGCACACGGUUUCCCGAGCAAGAACAAACCACCAAUGCGAAGUAUGGGCUCCAAUCCGAACCUGCGCUCUUCAGCUGGAUCGACUGCUGGUGGUGUUGUAGGUAGCGGUAACAAUCUCCCUGUGUUUGCCAGGAAUCUGCCACAAGACCCUUAUUUUGGGGCCAGUGUCGUCAAUCCCAUGCAUCGGGAGUCUUUGUCUUUCGGUGGUGGAUCGGGCUCCGUCAGUGGAGCGCCGUCCAGAGGUCUACCUCCUGGUGGCUUGGUCGGUGUUAUAGCAUCUGAAGAGAGAUCUAGAGCGAUGAGAAGAGGCAGUCCAAAUAUGCAAGGCGAAUAUGGACCAUCACAGCCUCCAUGCAUGAACGGCAUGGGUAUGCAACCACCUCAGAUGGGUGGUAGCAUGUACAAUGGCAUGGGUGGAGGUAUGCCCAUGGGCCCUAUGGGUCCUAUGGGUCCGAUUAUUCCAAUGAUGUUGACCCCAGGAGACCAAGCUCAGAUUCAAAUGACGCAACAGAUGCAGCAGUUCAUGCAAAUGCAGAUGCAAUUCAUGCAGAUGAUGACAGGCGGCGGAGCUCAACAGAAUGGACAUAUGCCACAUGCGUCCAUGGGUGACAUGCCACGACCAGGUAGUGCUCAUCAACUUCGCCCGGCUCCUCCUCAGCAUCAACGAGCAAUGACAAUGUUGGAGCCCAACACAGCGCCAUGGAUGCAGAAUAAACCAGGAAGCUUGUAUGCUCCAUCCAUUCAUGCGCAAGGCAACGGCUAUGCUCCGUCUAUAGCACCCUCUGAGCGAAGCAAUGUUGGCCUUCCUGGCAGGUACAGACCAGUCUCACAAGCUCCAGUAACCAACGAAAAUAAGGGCAGGACAUCGUCCAUGAUGUCCGGUGCUCUUCAAAACUGGGACACCAAGAACGCUUCCACGACCAUCAGAGCAAUCAACAAGUCAGGCAAUGUUUCUGAUGAAGACGACGAAGAAGGUUGGGAGGAAAUGGCAAAGAAGAGAGAGAAGAAGAAAUCCGUGUGGCGAAUCAAGAAAGAUAAAGAUAAUAAUGGCGGAUUGAGGGAGAUGUUGCACUUCGCAUAGCGCGUGGUUCAUAGAUGAUGAAAAAGAUUAUAUGGUAGCAUUUGCAUAGAGGCGUUUAAAGAGCUUUGGAUUCUGGCUUUGAAGCUCAUGUUACGAAGGCUUUGUAGUAAUAUAAUUCACUUGACCGAUCAGACUCGGG